Messenger RNA from Prunus armeniaca (apricot), 660 nucleotides. The record is from the annotation of a GenBank genome assembly. NCBI's taxonomy places the organism in Eukaryota, Viridiplantae, Streptophyta, Magnoliopsida, Rosales, Rosaceae.
AUGAAGAGGACUCGUAGAGGUACUACUGAGGCUUCAUCAUCCCGACCUAAUAGACACCGUCCCAUGGCCUCAACGAGAAGACACAGAGCGGCUCCUCAAUAUCACUUUGAGGAUACUACAAAGGUUGAAGAUGUAGUUCCUACUCAUAAUAGUAAUGUUGAUGCAGAGGUUGAAGAUGUAGCUGCUACUCAGGAUAGUAAUGUUGAGCAGCUGCAAUUUGGAAUAACCAGGAACGUGAGUCCCUUAGGUGCAUGUCGAAAACAUCUACCCUUCGCGAGUGGAAUUGGUGGGAGGUCUGGAUUAGAGCAACUUAUUAGGUGUUCUUAUCGGAAUGCUGAUAAGAUUGUGGUAUCUACAUUUGUUGAGAGGUGGCAUCCCGAAACGAACACCUUUCACAUGCCUUUUGGUGAGAUGACCAUCACAUUGGAUGAUGUGUCAUCUCUUUUAGGCAUUCUUGUGUCUGGUGCAGCAGUUGCUCCUCUUGGAGAUGACGACGACACAAAUUUUGAGUUGUUAGUUAAGUACUUAUUAGUGACUGAUGAAGAGGCUACUGAACAAUUGCACCAAUACAGUGAUGAGUAUGUGAGUUUGUCAUGGUUACGGGCGCGAUUCUCCAAUGUUUCAGACACAUUUUCCUUGUUCACAAGCCCAUCGAAAUAA